UUACAAUCUACACCAGCAUCAAUGAAGUCAUUACCUCACAUAGCAAUUGGGCAAAACUUCUGUGUUUAGGACUACUCCUAACUGAUAAGGAGAGGUGAUCUGCAGCUGCUUGAAAAGGUGAAGUCCCAGCAAUAAUGGGUCGACACUUAAAGAAGGCUUUCUUGGUAAGAUUCUUGGUUCUUGCCCUGAAUAGUGCAUGUGUGGCUCCGAUGACUAAUUUUACAGAAGGUCUCAAACCCCUUGACACCACAAAGGAAGAAUACAACAUUACAGGUGCUCCCAAACUACUUGGCACCACAGAGGAAGAAUACGUUACGGGUGCUCCCAAACCACUUGGCACCACCGAGGAAGAAUACAUUACGGAUGGUCCCGAACUGCUUGGCACCACCGAGGAAGAAUACGUUACGGAUGGUCCUGAACUGCUUGACACCAUGGAGGAAGGAUAUGUUAUGGAUGCUCCCGAACUGCCUGACACCACGAAGGAAAAAUACGUUACGGAUGCUCCUGAACUGCCUGACACCACGGAGGAAGAAUAUGUUACGGAUGCUCCUGAACUACUUGGCGCCAUAGAGGAAGAAUACGUUAGGGGUGCUCCCGAACUGCUUGACACCACCAGGAAGGAAAACUUUACAGAUGCUGAUUCACAAGCUAAUGGUCAGCUUCCAAAGAAAAGCAAAAGUUGCAGUGGACCUUACAUUUGGUUAGUUAUCAUAGGCAUUUUAACCAUCCUCUGUACGAUUCUGUUGGUAUCAACAAUUGCCUUUGCCUAUCAAGCAUCAAAUCUCAAGAAACGACUGAGAAAACGAUCAGUAAGAAGCAAUUCUGACUUCAUUAAAACAGCCAGCCUCUGGUCGAAUGGUGCUAGGCAAGUGCCAGAAGAGUCAGCAGAAACCAACGUCAUGCUCGAAGAAGUCAGACCUCUGAAAGAUGAGGUUGAAGCCAAGCUCUCAUAGAGCCUCAAAGUCCAGUUGAGGCAAAAAUACAGUAAAGUUAGCUGCAAAAGCUAGCAAACCAGACUAACCUCUGUGGAAACAGGUAUUGUUUGCAGGUAUUAAAUGUACUAAUUUGCCACAGAGACACUCAUGAGUACUAAAUACAAAUUAAAGAAAUUCAGUCAAAUUAUCAAGGGCCACUUAGCCAUAUCGUCAGGAAUAAACUACUUCCAUAUGCCAUCUGAUUACUUUCAUGAAUAAUUCCACAACUCAAAAUUCCCACAUUCAUUGUAAGUGCACUACUAAGAAUGUGGAUGAAGAGGAUAACUGAAAAAGAGAUCACAAAGCUGGCUUGACAAACUUGUAAUCACAUUUCAUAAUAUGGGAAGACUGGCAGGGAUCAAUGUAAAAUGAACAAACUUAGAAGACAUAAUGAACUGUUUCUGUUUGCAAUUUUCCAUUUUUUAAGGAAGAUACCUGUACAAAGCAGUGUGAGAGUAAAGUAAUAAGGUAACCUAUUUUGUACAGCACCUUAUGAAAUUCCAAACCACUUUAUACCCAACUGUGUAUGUGCAUUGUAUCUUGGGGAAACUGUCUGAAGAUAAUAAGAGAAAUGCAGAAACAAUCAACACACCCUGGAGCAUCUGUGAACAGAGAAACAGAGUUCAUGUUUCAUGUCGAAGAACCAGCAGCAGAACUUUAUUUCAGAUUUUCAGCACGGGCAGUUAUUUGAUUUUUAAAGAGUUUAAGUAUGGUUUCCAAGUCUUUCUUGCUCCAAGGAAGUUGUACAAAUGGUGUCAAUAUUGAUUGAGUGAGGAACUUUAUGGAUAUGGUAGCUGUGACAUUUACUCUGUACUGUUAUUGUUUUUGUACCUGUACUACAUCAAUGCACUCUGUACUAACCCAAUGUAACUGCACUGUGUAAUGAAUUGAUCUGUAUGAUCGGUUUGCAAGACAAGUUUUUCACUGUACCCCUGUACAAGUGACAAUAAUAAACCAAUACACCAUUGUUAUUUUAUGUUGC
Pristis pectinata (smalltooth sawfish) is the source of this 1956-nucleotide messenger RNA. RefSeq lists its product as uncharacterized. The record is from RefSeq and is a predicted model, not a curated record. NCBI's taxonomy places the organism in Eukaryota, Metazoa, Chordata, Chondrichthyes, Rhinopristiformes, Pristidae. The transcript has 2 exons. The coding region runs from base 135 to 953 and encodes 272 amino acids. Gene Ontology annotation, cellular component: membrane.